This is a messenger RNA of Propithecus coquereli (Coquerel's sifaka), 2310 nucleotides long. RefSeq names its product solute carrier family 17, member 2 (gene SLC17A2). The record is from RefSeq and is a predicted model, not a curated record. The transcript is spliced from 13 exons. The coding region runs from base 323 to 1759 and encodes 478 amino acids. Gene Ontology annotation, molecular function: transmembrane transporter activity. Gene Ontology annotation, biological process: transmembrane transport; monoatomic anion transport. Lineage: Eukaryota; Metazoa; Chordata; Mammalia; Primates; Indriidae.
UGGUGCUGUCCGACUGCCACGUGGCUCAGUAUUUAUCUCUGUGAAACCCAGAAGAAUUAUUUAAAAAGAAAGAAAGGAUGGAAAUUCCCUCUUUCUUCGAGUUAGCCUUACAGUCUAGGGCUUAAAAUACCGGUUUAAUGGUGAAGGUAACCGAUUCAAUCAAAACCCUAGAGCGAAAGUUGAGAGGCCACUGGUGCCAAUGGACACUGGGGACGAUGGUCACUUCUCUGAGGACCUUAUAAAAAAACCGUUGUGGUAAAAGAGAUUCGGGGCACAGGGAAACUCCACUGCAAAGUGUGGUACCAUUUCCUAGAGAAGCUAAAUGGAUGAGAAGCCUACCACCAGGAAAGGUCCAGAUUUCUGUUCCUUACGCUAUGGGUUGGCUCUCAUCAUGCACUUCUCAAACUUCACCAUGAUAACCCAACGUGUGAGUCUGAGCAUUGCGAUCAUUGCCAUGGUGAACAGCACUCAGCAGUAUGGUCUAUCGAAUGUCUCCACUGAGGGGCCUCUUGCAGACAACCUCAGUAACCUCAGCAGAUCCAUCAAAGAAUUUAAUACAAGAGACUCUGUAUAUCAAUGGAGCCCAGAGAUUCAAGGUGUCAUCUUUAGCUCCAUCAACUAUGGAAUAAUACUGACUCUGAUCCCAAGUGGAUAUUUAGCGGGGAUAUUUGGAGCAAAACAUAUGCUUGGUGCUGGUUUGCUGAUCUCUUCCCUUCUCACCCUCUUUACACCAUUGGCUGCUGACUUUGGAGUGAUUUUGGUCAUUGUGAUUCGUACAGUUCAGGGCAUGGCCCAGGGAAUGGCAUGGACAGGUCAGUUUACAAUUUGGGCAAAAUGGGCUCCUCCACUUGAACGAAGCAAGCUCACCACCAUUGCAGGAUCAGGGGUAGCAUUUGGAUCCUUCAUCAUACUCUGCGUAGGAGGAUUAAUCUCACAGGCCUUGGGCUGGCCUUUUAUCUUCUAUAUCUUUGGUAGCACUGGCUGUGUCUGUUGUUUCCUGUGGUUCACGGUGAUCUAUGAUGACCCCAUGCAUCACCCAUGCAUAAGUGUCAGGGAAAAGGAACACAUCAUGUCCUCACUGGCUCAACAGUCCAGUUCUCCUAGAAGAUCUGUCCCCAUAAAGGCCAUGAUCAGAUGCCUUCCACUUUGGGCCAUUUUCACGGGUUUUUUCAGCCAUUUCUGGUUAUGCACCAUAAUCAUAACAUACCUACCGACAUACAUCAGUACUGUGCUCCAUGUUAACGUCAGAGAUAGUGGGGUUCUAUCCUCCCUGCCUUUUAUUGCUGCCUCAAGCUGUACAAUUCUAGGAGGUCAGUUGGCAGAUUUCCUUCUGUCCAGGAAUCUUCUCAGAUUGAUCACUGUGCGAAAACUCUUUUCAUCCCUAGGGCUCCUCCUUCCAUCACUAUGUGCGGUGGCCCUGCCCUUUGUGGCUUCCAGUUACAUGACAACCAUUAUUUUGCUGAUACUUAUUCCUGGGACCAGCAACCUGUGUGACUCCGGGUUUAUCAUCAACACCUUAGAUGUUGCCCCCAGAUAUGCAAGUUUCCUCAUGGGAAUUUCAAGGGGAUUUGGACUUCUUGCAGGAAUUGUCUCUUCUACUGCCACUGGAUUCCUUAUCAGUCAGGAUUCUGAAUCUGGAUGGAGGAAUGUCUUUUUCCUGUCUGCUGCUGUCAAUGUGUUUGGCCUGGUCUUCUAUCUCAUGUUUGGACAAGCAGAAAUCCAGGACUGGGCCAAAGAGAGGACUCUCACCCGCUUCUGAGGAUAUAGAGUUGCAAACGUAAAUGUAGUACUGAGUGUCAACCUUUCAACAUUUUUUACUUACGCCCUUCUUUUUUUAAUAUUCUUGACCAUGGACUCAGCAGUUUUAACUCUGGCUAUGUUUUAGACUUCCCUAGAAAGCCUCUAAAACGUACUGAUGCCUAAGACCCUCCCUAGAGAUCCCAAAUGAAUUGGUCUGGGGUGGAGCCCAGAAACCACUAAUUUUUAGAUACUCCCCCAGGGGUUUCUAAGGUGCAGCCAGGGUUGACAACUGCUGGACAAACUUGAAAAGUCAGUUCCUGUUGCCUUUAAAUUUACCUCUUUGGAAAUUUAAUUCAAGGUGAAUAAAAAUCUGUGUGAAAAUAAUCACUGAUAAAUACCUUCAUGGGGGUGGUUAUUUGCUACAGAGAAGAUCUACUGGGAAUUGUAGCUAUAUGUUAUAGAGUUCAGCACAGAACAGAAUUUUGAAACUGUGAUCUACAGAAUUAACAUUUUUAUUGUUUUUUUUAUACUUUGUAAAAUAUGGAUGUUUAUUUAUAUGGUUAAACUCUA